Parnassius apollo (apollo) is the source of this 369-nucleotide messenger RNA. Lineage: Eukaryota; Metazoa; Arthropoda; Insecta; Lepidoptera; Papilionidae. The record is from the annotation of a GenBank genome assembly.
AUGCAGGAUUACUUAUUGAGAAAAUUGAUAGAAGAUCAGAAAAUGGAUGAAAAGGAAAAAGGUGAACAAAUGGCCUAUUUGGAAACGAAAGGACAUGAGACAGAUAGAUUGAGAACGGAAAGUGAUGUAUGGAUAGAAAACGAGAUGUUAAAUGACAAGGAGAAAGAAGAAUUUGGAAAACAGGAAAUACACGAACAAAUUAAAGAAUUGGAAAAAAGAAUACGAGAUAAAAAACUCUCUCGUACUCUUUUUUUCCAAUUCUCUCUGUUUAGACAUAUUGGUACUUUAAAUAAAAAAUAUAUAUACGAGCAAUACAGGCUGAUAGGUAAAGAUGGCAUGGACUCUAUUGAAAUGCUCAUGCAAAUGUAA